Molecule: messenger RNA, 1094 nt
Organism: Zingiber officinale
Lineage: Eukaryota; Viridiplantae; Streptophyta; Magnoliopsida; Zingiberales; Zingiberaceae
Product: 40S ribosomal protein S3-3-like
Exons: 5
Coding region: 128-901 (257 amino acids)
Biological process (GO): translation
Cellular component (GO): cytosolic small ribosomal subunit; nucleus
Molecular function (GO): RNA binding; structural constituent of ribosome
Source: RefSeq, a predicted model, not a curated record
CUUUCGGACCGUUCGAUCCUUCCGCCCAACUCCUAUUUAAUACCAUGUCUCUCCAUUGCUAGGGUUUGAUUUCCAGACGAGCGAAGCAUUCAUCGAAGGGACUACGCGCGGCGCGAGUGCGAUAGCCAUGGCGACCCAAAUGAGCAAGAAGCGAAAGUUCGUAGCGGACGGAGUGUUCUUUGCCGAGUUGAACGAGGUCCUGACAAGAGAACUCGCUGAGGAUGGCUAUUCUGGUGUCGAGGUUAGGGUUACACCCAUGCGAACAGAGAUCAUUAUCCGGGCGACCCGCACUCAGAACGUCCUUGGCGAGAAGGGCAGAAGAAUUAGGGAGUUGACAUCGGUGGUCCAGAAAAGAUUCAAAUUUCCUGAAAACGGCGUGGAGCUCUACGCAGAGAAGGUGAACAAUAGGGGGCUCUGUGCUAUUGCUCAAGCUGAAUCACUGCGUUACAAACUUCUCGGUGGCCUUGCUGUUCGCAGGGCCUGUUAUGGUGUCUUGAGGUUUGUCAUGGAGAGUGGUGCAAAGGGAUGUGAGGUACACAAAUUUAUUCCAGAGAUCCAUCGACCUUUCAAUGAAUGUGGUAUUUUGAUCCUGAUUUUCUUUCAGGUAAUAGUAAGUGGAAAGCUCAGGGCCCAGCGAGCUAAAUCCAUGAAGUUCAAGGAUGGAUACAUGAUUUCUUCUGGUCAGCCAGUAAAGGAAUACAUUGACUCUGCAGUGAGGCAUGUUCUUCUUAGACAGGGUGUUCUUGGAAUCAAGGUCAAAAUUAUGUUGGACUGGGAUCCAAAGGGGAAGCAAGGGCCAACGACUCCACUUCCAGAUCUUGUCACUAUCCAUCCACCAAAGGAUGAAGAGGAAUACAUGAGACCAGCCGUUUUGGUGCCUGCGGAGAUGCCCAUUGCAUGAUGACGAGUGUUUGCUUCACAUGAAUUUUACUAGAAGAGCUGCCUUGUUAUGACUUUCGUAAAACAUAUGUUGAUGUAGUAACCAGUAAGGGCUAUUUAUCCUUGUUUAGGCCUGUUCUGUUUUUGCUAUUGCCAUCUUCCAAACUAGUGAUUUCUUUGGUGGUCGAUUUGCAUUUAAUCUUUAUUUCUAGAAA